UCGCUUUCGCCUUGAUGAUGAUCAUUAUCAUCACGUCCUUGUCGGUGCUUCGAAGGAAUCAUUAUAACGUAUUUUAUUACCUCCACGUGUUCUGCAGCAUUUCCGUGUUUGUCUUCUCAUGCGCACAUACCAGCACAAAUUUUUACUGCCUUUUACCUGGCUUGAUCCUCUUAGUGGUCGACUGGGGCUUGAGAGCCAGUAAAUUGAUGAGAAAAGGGACCGCAACGGUGGAGAACAUCGGUGAUGGCUGGUACCGAGUCCAAUUGCCCGUCACGGCGACAAGUCAAAUCGAUGAUGAUGCUGCAGCAGAAAAACAAUUGAUUGUGGACCAACCGAUUCAGUCGUACAGCAUAAUCUUUCCAGAAAUCAGCAAGUUACAAAACCACCCUUUCACUGCUGCAAAAGUUGGAUCUACUACUGGGGGCCCGGUCCUUCUGUUCCAGAGAACUCGAGGAAAGAAGAAGCAGAAGAAAUUGGACAAAGAAUGGACCUGGAAACUUGGCUCAACAGUGCCGUCAAAGGGGGAUCGGAAAGACAUCCACGUACGGGUCGAGGGCCCGUACAUUCCCGUUGAUACCGAAUACCUCACCGCAUCGAGAGUCAUCUGCAUUGUGGGAGGCACUGGAAUUACUGGAGCAUGGAGUCUCGCCAAUUGGUGGUUGGAGAAUCGGGGCCACGAAACUCAGGCGAAGUUCUUUCUGCUUUGGACCGUGAGAGACCGAGCAAUGUCGAGCCUCCGCGAGUGGAGAGAAUUGGAAGACAUGACUAGAGGGGCAAGCAACAUGGAUAUAAAGGUUCAUGUGAGCUCCGAGUCUGGCCGCGUCGAAGCGACACCCUAUCUGCGGGAGAUACUAUGCCGCGUGGAUCAGAGGGUGGAGAAGACAACAGCAGUUGUGAACACCUUGAAUAGCUCUACACCAAGAGCAUGGGUGUAUGUAUCUGGCCCAGAGGGUAUGUUGAGCACUGUCGAGACCGCUUGCUUAAGACUUCGCAGCGAAGUCAGAGGUGCUCGGAAGGGCAAUACUGGGUCCACAUGGUGUGUUGAGGACUUGGCGUGGCACUCGGCAAAGUGGGAGGUUUAAGAUGUGGAGGUGGAGGGUCUAAGGCAGAUACUGAGGUCAACUGGACCAACCUCAAGAAGUCCUCAACGCACCCCAAUACCAUAUAUUUAUUCAGAACAACCAAUACGUACAAGAAUAUCAUUAGUUUUAUAUACUGUG
Messenger RNA from Cryphonectria parasitica EP155, 1220 nucleotides. RefSeq lists its product as uncharacterized. Gene Ontology annotation, cellular component: plasma membrane. The coding region runs from base 15 to 1082 and encodes 355 amino acids. NCBI's taxonomy places the organism in Eukaryota, Fungi, Ascomycota, Sordariomycetes, Diaporthales, Cryphonectriaceae. The transcript is spliced from 3 exons. The record is from RefSeq and is a predicted model, not a curated record.